AUGACUCACGGUACGAAUAGAGAUAUACAUGGGAGGACUACACAGCACGCAUCCGUGCGGCGUGAACGAGCGCGUGCAGUAUCUCAGGUGACUGAUGGAGCUGCUGUUCCAUCUGAUACACCCGCUUCAAUUUGGGCCUUCUACAUCUGCAAUACAGGAUCUGGUGUGCCACUUCUGGCGGGACACGAGGAUGAGCCGGUGCCAGAGCCUAUCUGGUAUCCUGGGGGUCCUAUAGACGCAUCCCUUUUGACAAGGUAUGACGAUCAUGCAGCUAGGCGUAUAUGGGAUAGAGAGAGGUUCUACAUCCACGACCAGAAGAUUGCGGGUCUUGCGCAGCCUGACGAGUCGUGGUUCCAGGAUGUACUAGCAGCUUCUGGCCUGAGGGACCUCUGUCAGGUGGGCUACACGACGAUACAUAAUGGGAUGAUGAUAGCAUUGGCGGAGAGAUGGCAUCCGAAGACUUCCUCAUUUCAUCUUCCUCACGGCGAGAUUACCAUCACUCUAGAUGAUGUGGCAUGCCUCCUGCAUCUACCUAUCAGGGGUACUCUCCUUGAUCACGGUAGGCUGACGAAGGAGGAAGCGAUGGAGAUGCUGAUUGUUGAGCUGGGGUGUGAUCCGAAUGACGCACUUGAGGAGGUAGAGAGGACCCGCGGGGCGUAUGUGAGGUUUCACACCUUGCAGAGGUUAUAUGACGUGGAGCUUCUUGCGGCACAUCAGGCUGCUGGCGACGAGGUGGAGGCAGAUAUACGCAGAUAA
This is a messenger RNA of Vicia villosa (hairy vetch), 756 nucleotides long. Its product is annotated as protein MAIN-LIKE 1-like. The transcript has 3 exons. Bases 1 to 756 code for a protein of 251 amino acids. Lineage: Eukaryota; Viridiplantae; Streptophyta; Magnoliopsida; Fabales; Fabaceae. The record is from RefSeq and is a predicted model, not a curated record.